Molecule: messenger RNA, 1065 nt
Organism: Cryptosporidium muris RN66
Lineage: Eukaryota; Apicomplexa; Conoidasida; Eucoccidiorida; Cryptosporidiidae
Product: NAD dependent epimerase/dehydratase family protein
Exons: 1
Coding region: 1-1065 (354 amino acids)
Biological process (GO): D-xylose metabolic process
Cellular component (GO): cytoplasm
Molecular function (GO): UDP-glucuronate decarboxylase activity; NAD+ binding
Source: RefSeq, a predicted model, not a curated record
AUGGAUGACUGUUAUCACAAUAAAAGAGAUGAAGUAGUUCCUUUUAACCAGAAUAAGACGAUUCUAGUCACUGGAGGAGCAGGCUUUAUUGGUUCGCAUUUGAUAAGAUAUUUAUUGGAUCUUGGACAUAACGUUAUUUCUAUCGACAAUUAUUUUUCUGGUAAAAAACAAUCUUUAGAAAAUUUUAGACACCAUCCAAAAUUUGAGAUGAUUCGCCAUGAUAUCAUAGAACCAAUUAGAAUAGAAGUUGAUGAGAUAUACCACUUGGCAUGCCCUGCAUCUCCUGUUCACUAUCAAAGAAAUCCAAUAUACACAAUGAAAACAUGUUUUUUAGGAACAAUGAAUAUGUUAGGUCUAGCAAAGCGAUCAGGUGCAAAGAUUGUUGUUGCAUCAACAUCAGAAAUAUAUGGAGAUCCACUAAUUCACCCACAACCUGAAUCAUAUUAUGGUAAUGUAAAUUGUACAGGAACUAGAAGUUGCUAUGAUGAAGGCAAAAGGAUAGCUGAGUCAUUAUGUGUCGAGUAUUACAGACAACAUAACGUUGAUGUAAGAAUAGCCAGGAUAUUUAAUACAUUUGGACCGAAUAUGCUUUGUAAUGAUGGUAGAGUUAUAUCUAAUUUUAUAACUGAAGCACUAAACAAACAACCAUUAUCUAUAUAUGGAGAUGGCACUCAAACCCGUAGCUUCUGUUAUAUUUCUGAUCUAGUUAGAGGACUUUACGAAUUGAUGAAUAUUGAUAGAUCUAAUAUCCAAGGAGAUUCCCCAUUUAAUUUGGGAAAUCCGAAUGAGAUAUCAAUUCUUAAAUUGGCAAAUAUAAUAAGGGAUACAAUAGAUCCAUCUUUAGAAUUUUGCUUCAGAACUAUUCCCUCAGAUGAUCCGAAAAAAAGAAAACCAGAUAUAUCUAAAGCAAGGGAUAAGCUUGGGUGGGAACCAGAAGUUUCUUUUGAAGAAGGUUUAAAGUUAACCAUAGAAGAUUUCAAAAUGAGAUUCACAGAUUCCAAUAAUGACCCAUCUAGUAUUAGUCCUAUGCAUCAAAUUGAAGCUCAUCUGAUAAUACCAAAAUAG